UUGCUACAAAAUAUGAAGAUGAAAAUGAAGAAGGUUAGUGUGACUUUAUUGAUUUUUGUUUUGGUGGAAGUGAUAUGGUGUGAAGGGUGUUGGAAGGAAGAGAGGGAAGCUCUUUGGGAUCUAAAUGCCCGUUUUGGCUUCCCUUUGUCUUGGCAGUGGGAUGGCACAGAUUGUUGUGAAUGGGAAGGAGUGGAGUGCAACUCCUCCACAGGGAGAGUGGCCAAACUUGAUCUUCAACGCCUGUGGAGUGUAGGGUCCAUCCAAUCAGAUUGGCAUUUAAAUUACGCUGAUCUUGUUGUCUUCAAAGAUUUGAAGAGUCUCAACUUGAGCAGUAGUUAUGGGAUAUUUGAUUGUGCAAACAGUGAAGGGUGGGAAAAUCUGGAAGUCCUUGACUUGAGUGAAAGUGAUAUAGAUAAUGUCACCAACAUUCUUGUUUGUUUGAAUGGCCUUCCAUCUCUCAAGUCUCUGUAUUUAUCAUACAACAGGUUCCAUGCAACAUUCAACGGUAAGGAUAUAGAUUAUGAUGAUGGCGACGGCGUGAUAAGCAUCUUUUUAAUAUUUACUUCAAAAUUGGUUGGCUUCUUCUACAACCUUUGACUAAUACAUGUGUAUACCUUUAGUUUUUGAAACUCUGUCAUCGCAGUUGCUUAGAUUAGAGAUCCUUGACAUAAGUCAGAACACUUUGACUAAUGACAUGUUGCCAUCUCUCGGUGGAUUC
Messenger RNA from Vigna umbellata (rice bean), 718 nucleotides. The record is from RefSeq and is a predicted model, not a curated record. Lineage: Eukaryota; Viridiplantae; Streptophyta; Magnoliopsida; Fabales; Fabaceae.